Molecule: messenger RNA, 2346 nt
Organism: Symbiodinium natans
Lineage: Eukaryota; Dinophyceae; Suessiales; Symbiodiniaceae
Source: the annotation of a GenBank genome assembly
AUGGGUCAGGAGAACACCGAAACGAACCGGACCUUCUGCGUGCGCACGGCCAUCCCGACAGAGUGCAUCGAUGCACAGCUCGAGGCGUCCUCCUUCGCGUUCCAACUUCCUUACAAUUCCGAAGUCGGCUGUGCUGGUGCCUGCUUCAGUGUGGGUGCCCUGGCACUGCUGCGUUCGUCACAGCUUGCUGCGGACCCAAGCGGCGAUGCCUUUGACUUCAGCGUCCGGAAGCAGUUUGACAGCUGCCGGUGUGUUGGGAGGGGGGACUUGCGGCCCCAGGCAGACUCGGAAGUUGAAGGUCGUCGCUACUGCACGCGGGCGAUAGAAGUCUUCCAAGCUUUCAACGGAGUGGACUGCCGAAUCCAAGGAUGGAACCUCAUCGGCAGCGCAGUGCAGUGUGCCCGUGCUGCCAGGUUCCUGAGCUGGAACUGCACAAGUGACUGCGACGGAAACACGUCCGAUCUGACCCGACCAGCGGGCUGCUACGGAACGCAGCAGCUCGGCUUGGAGGUCAACCGGGUCGACCCCAACCUCGUGAGCGGGGUCAACGAGAGCCUGAGCCAGAUAUGCUUCCGCAACGCGAGGGAGAAGUUCAAGUUCUUUGACUCGGGGUCCUGUGUGGUUGAUGGAUGGAGCCUCAUCCAGUCCCCGGAGCAGUGCGCCAGGGCCGCCAACGUCUUAGGCUCCUUCUGCGCGCAGCAGGAGCCGAACUCAGCACGAUGUGUUGACAUUGGCUCCGCAAACAGCUCGCUUUCGUCAGGCUGUUUCGGAACAAUUGAGGACGGCUUCAGCUUCAAUCGUCUCACAGAUGUGGACCAUGGGCCACAGGGGGGCUUUGGAUACGCGUGCGUCAAAGCCACGGAGAGCGAAGACUAUCUUUUCAAGGAAGCUUGUGCCAUUGGCCAAGCGCCAAGUAACAGCAGCUUCAUCUUCGAGCGGAACCUCAGGCCCGAGGAUUGUGGCAUCGCAUGCACAGCAGCUGGCGGCGUGGCAUACGACCUUGAGCCAGGCAGCAGCGGGAGCUCUGACAGCUGUCGCUGCAUUGACGUGGAGGAUGCUCGAAGUCCAAGCGACGAUGACGCUGGUCGACUCUACUGUGCUCCAACGCCUCCAGUCUCAACUAGCUGCGUGGCAGGGACACGCCAAGGAGCUCCGACCAUUUUUGAAACGACUUGGAGCGAUGAGGAGGCCUGUGCGGCCACCUGCUGGGCCGCAGGCGGCGCGGAUGCCCGCGCGGGACUCGUGGGCUUUGACGUGGACUCAAACCCGGCUGCGGGCACUUGCGCUUGCAUUUACACGAGUCAGGCUGUCUCUUCCAGCUCCUCGGCCACCCGCCGCUCCUGCACCUACGAUGUCCCUGGCCUUUUGGCCUUGAUUGAAGGGGGCUCAACCCGACGCCCACUGUCCCAGCCAACCAAGGCAAAGCCCAAGCCAAAGCCCUCUCCGUCCUCUGGGCGCCCCGUGUCCCUCCUCGAGUACGGGAACGCCUCGAACGCCUCCCAAGUCCAUCGAGUUUGCGCUGCAGGUGAGGCGCAGCCUGGAGCGGUCUUUCUCUUCCAGCGAGACCUUCCCGAGGAGGUGGGCUGUGCCAUGGCGUGCUUUGCCAUCGGUGGUGUGGCUUUCGACUACACGCUCACUUCGCAGGCGAACAGCUGCCGAUGCAUGGCUGCAGAGGGCGCAAGUGGCCCGCAAUCACAGGGAAAUGAUGGUCGAGUCUAUUGCGCCCGUCCCGUGUCGUUCAGCUGUCAAGAAGCUGGGCAAGUGCCACAGGAGAUCUACUCCAACAUCCUCACCGAUGCCUUCACCGACCUAAACGCCUGCGCGGCUUUUUGCUUUGUCGCAGGAGGUGUGGAUGCGCAUGCAGGCCGCGUGAUUUUUGAUCAUACGCCUCAGGGCGCAGAGAACUGUCGGUGCGUGAUACCUGGUGCUGCAGCACCACGACCCGACGGUGGACCACAAGGUCGGCGCUUGUGCAGACUCAACGACGUGGACUCUCCGCUUUGUAGCCCACAUGGAUGUAGCGUCGGCUACUCCUCCGAAAGCGGUGAGAUGAUCUUCGGCCGGGGCUCGGAUGUCUCCUUCCAGCCGAGGUUCUUCCUCCGAUCGCCAGCAGGGGUCGUCAAAGACGGCACCUGCAUCUACAAGGGAGACCGAUUCGUCCUGGCAGCAUCCGGGGAUCCCGCGCUGACCACGGACUGCGGCCUGUACGGGUGCCGGGUGGCGACUGUCAACGACACUGACAUGGCGUUUGUGUCUGGAGGGGCGAGGCCAACAACGUUCUACUGGAGGCCGCUUCUCUCAGAGUCGGGCGCUUACGACGACGAGUUGAGAGACACGCUGCUGUAA